AUGUUCCCAUCGAGGCGGAGGAUCUGGGCCGGCACGCCCCUGCUGGCGCUCCUCGCCCUCGUGCUCUUCGCGGGCGCCGCGACCGCGUCCGUCGGCGACCGACUGCCCGAGUUUCGAGACUGCGUCCAGGUCUGCGAGUCCGAGAACUGCCGAACAGGCCACCAGACACCGAUCCCCCUCCACCGCCGCCUCCUGCUCUGGGACUGCCCCGCCGAGUGCGACCACGCCUGCCAACACAUCGUCACCCGUCAACGCCUCGCCGCCUCCCAGCCCGUCGUGCAGUUCCACGGCAAGUGGCCCUUCCACCGCCUCCUCGGCGCCCAAGAACCCGCCUCCGUGCUCUUCUCCCUCGCCAACCUGUGGGCGCACCUCUCCGGCCUCGCCAAGCUGCGCGCCGCCGUCCCGCCCCGCUACCCGCUCCGCCCCUUCUACGUCGCCCUCGCCCGCGUCGGCCUCGUCGCCUGGACCGCGUCCGCCGUCUUCCACACGCGAGAUUUCCCGGCCACCGAGCAGCUGGACUACUUCGCCGCGGGGGCCAGCGUGCUGUACGGCGCGUACUACGCGCCGGUGCGCGUCUUCCGGCUGGACCGCCCGCGGUGGCGGGCGGUCGUGAGGGCGUGGACAGGCGUGUGCGUGCUGUUGUAUGUUGCGCACGUGGCGUACUUGAAGGGCGUGAGGUGGGAUUACGGGUAUAACAUGGCGGCCAACGUGGCGGUGGGCGCGGCGCAGAACGUGCUGUGGACGUGGUUCAGUGUGCGGAGGUACAGGCAGGAGCGCAGGUUCUGGGCGGCCUGGCCGGGGUUGGUCGUCGCGUGGGUCAUGUUCGCGAUGAGCAUGGAGCUGUUCGACUUUCCGCCGUGGCUCGGCGUGAUCGAUGCGCAUAGCUUGUGGCAUCUGUUGACGAUUGGCCCCACGAUCCUGUGGUACAAUUUCCUCGUUAUGGAUGCCACGGCCGAUAUGGCAUCGACGGAGAGGCUAAAGGCAUAG
Molecule: messenger RNA, 987 nt
Organism: Cordyceps fumosorosea ARSEF 2679
Lineage: Eukaryota; Fungi; Ascomycota; Sordariomycetes; Hypocreales; Cordycipitaceae
Product: Mn2+ homeostasis protein Per1
Exons: 4
Coding region: 1-987 (328 amino acids)
Biological process (GO): GPI anchor biosynthetic process
Cellular component (GO): endoplasmic reticulum membrane
Molecular function (GO): hydrolase activity, acting on ester bonds
Source: RefSeq, a predicted model, not a curated record